AUGAUACCUAUGCUAAUAUGGUUCAUAGUCAUUGUGCUGAUAGCACUGCUAGCAUGUCUAGCCAUCAAAUUUCUGGUAACAAUUUGAAAACUAACAGUUCAGCAGGUCAUAUCUUAGGCUCUUCGGAUCGUCCUUGCCCUUCUUCUCAGUUUGCCAAUCCUUCUUUCCCUUGGUUUCUGCAUUCUGCGUAAAAGUCCAGUUUCUGAUACCAAUGUAAGUUGAGCACAGUUAAGCUCCAAAAUCACCAGAAAUCAUUCAGAAGGCCACAUUCUUCAAUGUCACCAGUUUGAUCUCGGAGCGAGGAGAGGCACAUGGAUCAGUCCAUGAAAACACAAUCGCUGCUUUUCGUCAGGUAUGUCAGAAUCUUCAAUCACUUUUCCAACUUUCUUGUUUCAGGCCAAAACCAACGGCGCCGACACGAUCAAAAUGGAUGUCCGUAUGACUACCGAUGGUAUGCUCAUCGUGUUCCGUCCUUCGAGUGUCACCGACUCUGAAAAUAUCACUUAUGAAGUCAGUGAUACACAUUGGAUCCAACUGAGCAAGAUCAACGUUUACGGGUAAAUUGACUUCUUAUUUUUAAAUAUUUUUCCCAUCUGGUUCCAGUGGCUCAAACGGAACGAUUCUCUCGUUUGACGAUGCGGUGUCCUGGUGUGAGAGCAACAACAUGAACAUGCUCUGGCACAUUCCCGUCUUCUCUUCCGAUGUUUGUGCUUUUGGCCACCCGAGGCCAAACUCUCAGACCUCGUUUUAAUCAAAAACUUACUUUUCAGCUGCUCACCUACCUCCGUAACAAAAUCAUGCAGGACAGCUUGUACGGCAAGGCUGCUGUCACAACCUACAACUUUGUGACAGCGCUCAAGUUGCGAUGUGAAGACACAAAGUUGUUGACCGGUAGGAUUUCUGCAAUAGAAAUGUUAUGAGGGAAAAAAUUACAGGAUUGAUGUGGAAGAGUACUGAAUACUCGAUUGUCAAUGGAACGGCUGUUGGUUCUAUCUACACUUCUUGGUAUUACUCGAUGAUGGAUACUUUUAGCUAUUGGGGCGUCAGGUACAAUUGAUUUCCUCUUAAUUCUUCUUUUUCUUUCCGAAAAUGUCAAAAAAACGUAAAAUGCGCCAUGCGGGUUGAUUGACACAUCCCGUGUAGGCUGGAGCGCUUCGAGUGCAUCCCAAAAUCCACCCUACUUUCAAGUUUGGUGAGAUAAAAGAGUGAUAUUGGUUUUGUCAACUAGGGGUCUUGGAAAUGAAUUUCAACAAUAUAUUUUGGGCGUUUGACGGGUUAGCUGCGUCUAUUACAGAUCUCUUCUAUUGCCAUCAUUCCUCGGAGUUGACUUUUUGGUCACAAGUGUCGAUGAUGCUGACAGGUCACCGGAAGCACUCUCAUCUCACACAAUUUUGUGCAUUUCAGAGCUCUGAUUGUGGAAUGCAACUCUUACAACAUCAAGACCGUGAUCUACGACUUAUCCACAACCCAAGAACGCAACUUUUUUGCUCGCCAGCUCGGUCUUCCCAUCAUUGUCGACGAUUUGGUUGCUCUUGCCGGCUCGGCAACUUCUUCGACGUCCACAACCAAUCGGACUGCGAAUUUCACUCGUUGA
This is a messenger RNA of Caenorhabditis sp. 36 PRJEB53466, 1594 nucleotides long. Lineage: Eukaryota; Metazoa; Nematoda; Chromadorea; Rhabditida; Rhabditidae. The record is from the annotation of a GenBank genome assembly.